Brassica napus (rape) is the source of this 774-nucleotide messenger RNA. Its product is annotated as G-type lectin S-receptor-like serine/threonine-protein kinase SRK. The record is from RefSeq and is a predicted model, not a curated record. Bases 1 to 774 code for a protein of 257 amino acids. Gene Ontology annotation, biological process: protein phosphorylation. NCBI's taxonomy places the organism in Eukaryota, Viridiplantae, Streptophyta, Magnoliopsida, Brassicales, Brassicaceae. Gene Ontology annotation, molecular function: protein kinase activity; ATP binding. The transcript is spliced from 5 exons.
AUGCCAAGGGAAAGAGAAGACGCAAUAGAGGAUCAACUAUCUGUCCCAAUGGAUUUUGCGAUGAUACUGAAUGCCACACACAACUUCUCUCAAGAGAUCGGACACGGUGGAUUUGGGUAUGUGUAUAAAAUUGGAGUGUUAGCCAGCGGGGAAGAAAUCGCUGUCAAGAAACUUUCAGAAAUCUCGAAACAAGGGUUGGAUGAGUUCUGUACCGAGGUGAGGUCUAUUUCACGCCUUAGACACAUUAACAUUGCCCGCCUGUAUGGUUGGAGCGUUUACAAGGAAGAGAAGCUAUUGAUAUACGAGUAUCUAGUGAACGGCAGCUUGGAGCGUCAUUUAUUUGGUGGUGGUGAGCUAAAUUGGCAAACUAGAUUUCAUAUUAUCAAGGGUGUAGCUAAAGGCCUAGCAUAUAUCGAAGAAGGGGGAUACAAUCUGAUUCUACACCGGGACUUGAAACCUGAUAAUAUCUUACUUCACAGAGAUAUGACUCCGAAGAUAUCCGAUUUCGGGUUGGCUAGAAUGUGUGCAAGGAGCGAGAAGGAAGUUUUCACACAGCAUACGGCUGGAACGCAUGGCUACAUAUCGCCAGAAUCCCUGUUAGAUGGCAUAUUCUCAUCUGCGUCUGACGUCUUUAGCUUUGGAGUUAUUGUUCUUGAAAUUGUUAACGGGAAAAGGAACAGAUCAUUCUCCUCUUCCAUUGGCUAUCUUCUCGGCUACGCGUGGAACAAAUAUAAUGAAGGAAACUGGAGUGAAAUCAUUGAUGAGAAGAUUUAG